Lampris incognitus (smalleye Pacific opah) is the source of this 2370-nucleotide messenger RNA. RefSeq names its product CCAAT enhancer binding protein alpha (gene cebpa). Gene Ontology annotation, biological process: myeloid cell differentiation; DNA-templated transcription; regulation of transcription by RNA polymerase II. Gene Ontology annotation, molecular function: RNA polymerase II cis-regulatory region sequence-specific DNA binding; DNA-binding transcription factor activity, RNA polymerase II-specific. Lineage: Eukaryota; Metazoa; Chordata; Actinopteri; Lampriformes; Lampridae. The record is from RefSeq and is a predicted model, not a curated record. The coding region runs from base 220 to 1074 and encodes 284 amino acids. The transcript has a single exon.
CUCGUCUAUCUGAAACCAAACAAAAAAAAUCGCAUCUCCCUCCAUCAGUUCAAACGACAGAGAGAGAGAGGGAGAGAGAGAGAGAGAGAGAGAGAGAGAGAGAGAGAGAGAGAGGAGAGAGAGAGAGACCUGGCCCUGUCCGUCCACCAGCCAGCGCGGCUUUCAAACAAGCUGGAUUCCCGCAGCUCCUCACCAUGCGCGGCGGGUUUUAGGUUCUCCAUGGAGCACGUCAACCUGUACGAGGUCCCCCCUCGGCCCCUGAUGAGCAGCCAGCAGAGCGCCUCCUGCUACAAGGAGCCCGACCUCGGCGACAUCUGCGACAACGAGAACUCCAUCGACAUCAGCGCCUACAUCGACCCCGCGGCUUUCAACGACGAGUUCCUGGCCGACUUGUUCCACAACAGCUCCAAGCAGGACAAGCUCAAGCUGAUGAACGGCGAGUACGACUUCUCCCACGGCGGCCCGGGGCCCCAGCAGCAUUACAUGGCCAACGGCUACAUGGACUCUUCCAAGCUGGAGCCCAUCUACGACAACCCGGCCGUCAGGAUCAGACCGGUGGCCAUCAAGCAAGAGCCGAGAGACGACGAGGACAUGAACCCGUCCCUGCCCCCGUCCUACCACCACGCACACCAGCACCACCCGCACCCGCACCCGCAGCAUCUGCCGCACCUCCAGUACCAGAUCGCGCACUGCGCGCAGACCACCAUGCACCUCCAGCCGGGCCACCCCACGCCCCCGCCCACCCCGGUGCCGAGCCCGCACCACCCGCAGCACAGCGGCCUGUCCGGGGGCCACAUGAAGAUGAUGGACCGCGCGAAAGCCAAGAAGCACGUCGACAAGAACAGCCCCGAGUACCGGCUGCGGAGGGAGCGGAACAACGUGGCGGUGAGGAAGAGUAGGGACAAAGCCAAAAUGCGCAACGUGGAGACGCAGCAGAAGGUCAUUGAGCUGGCGGCGGACAACGAGCGACUGCGGAAGAGAGUGGAGCACCUGAGCCGCGAGCUGGACACGUUACGGGGCAUCUUCCGGCAACUGCCCGACGGGUCCUUCAAGCCGAUGGGCAGCUGCCCCUGAAGCCGGAGUACUGACUUUGUUGACAGACUUUCUUUGUACAGCGGUCUCUUGUCGGAUGUACACAACUCAGCGCCGUCGGUCAGAUUCUGCACCGGUUUGUUCAUUUUUUUGAGGAGAGGUCAGGCAGCUGAGGUCUAUAAACACGUGCCUUUCGAUGCAAAACUAUAAGCUGAUUCCCCCCCCCCCUCCAACCCCUCCACCCACCCCCCCCCGACGUCUACAAGAGUGGGCUGGCGGCUGUUUCGUGCCUUUGUUUUUUUUUUUUUUGUAUAAAGGUUGUGUGCUAGCCACGCACAUCACAUAUCGGUGCAGCUAAGGUAGGGCCUGAUGAUUGGAGCCGCCAUCAUUAGCCUGUCGUGCAUGUUUUAUGUUUUUUAUGUAAAGUUGCCAUCUCAUUAUCCUCUCCUGGUAAACUAGAACUCGUGCAUACAUGCAAAGUGCACACUGCUUGCAUGUAAGCUAUGCUCAUAUAUAUAUAUAUAUAUAUAUAUAUAUAUAUAUAUAUAUAUAAAUAUUUUUGCAAAAUCGAAAUGCAUAAAUAGCCCAACUUGUCAUUCUCUCUGUUCAGACAUAAAGCCCAUUUACAAGGUACAAAGUAUUGCCAUGCAUGUCUGCAGAUCUGGGUAUUUGAUGAUUAGCCACGUGUGAGAAAACAAAAGCCAAAGUAAAGGACUGGAGUUGAUGGUGUGCUAGCUGCUCCUCCACAAGCAGCAGUUUUGUGUUUUGUUUUUUGUUUUUUUUGUAUGCACUAUACGUCGUCAAAAAUACGACCAAAAUGAAGCACAUGGUGUGUGUUUUUUUUUUGUUUGUGUGUGUGUGUGUGUGUGUGUGCGUGCGUGUGUGUGUGUGCAACAUGACCGGAUGGGUACUGAUCUGCAACGCCUCUCGUGAUCUCUGCAGCGUGUAGCUAGCCUACGCUGGAUGCGGAGUGGAUGAAAAUGUGAAAAGGGUUUUCUAUGCAACGUGUCUUGCCAUUCUGUGAUGAUUUUUUUAUGACUAGAUCUCUCUCCCCCCCCCUGCCGUGGACCGCGGGAUGCAGUGCCUUCUUUUUUUUCAGAGCCUCAGAAGUGAACUUUAACCCCCCCUCCCCCCUCCCCCCCCCCGGCUGGCUGGUCUCCCUUCUAUCUAUCCUAUGAGAAAUAUUUGAAAUUUUAACUUUACAGCGAGGAAAGAGAAGCACCUUUUUUUUUUUUUUUUACAAACUUCAAUGCUAAAGAAAUGUUUCACAACGACCUUUUUUUUUUCAAUUAUAAAAUAAAAGUGUAUAUAUAAAUAUAUAACGAUCCUGAAUUACUC